Amphiprion ocellaris (clown anemonefish) is the source of this 2726-nucleotide messenger RNA. RefSeq names its product metabolism of cobalamin associated C (gene mmachc). Lineage: Eukaryota; Metazoa; Chordata; Actinopteri; Pomacentridae. Bases 10 to 810 code for a protein of 266 amino acids. Gene Ontology annotation, molecular function: cyanocobalamin reductase (cyanide-eliminating) (NADP+) activity; FAD binding; demethylase activity. The transcript has 5 exons. Gene Ontology annotation, cellular component: cytoplasm. The record is from RefSeq and is a predicted model, not a curated record. Gene Ontology annotation, biological process: cobalamin metabolic process.
CAUGUAACAAUGGCGGCUUCCACUGACAGUGUGGACAGUAUAAGAGGACUCUUGGACAACAGUUUAACUAAGUUGGGGUUUGAAGUGUAUCCUUUAAAGGUUGGUUGGUACAACUCUUUGCUGCCUGCCACUCUGCGCCUGUCUUACCCAGAUGACACCUUGGCUGUGGUGGUACUCAGCACUCCUGCUAUGUUUGAAGAAGCCUUCCUGCCCUUCAUGGAGCAGAGGGGCUGCCAGGGGCUGUCUGACCCCAUAGAUCAGUGUGUCCGACACCACAUCACCUCCGCUGUCUCACAGUGUUUUCCAGAACAGAAAGUGGAUGUGAGGUUCGACUACGAGCUGCUGCCCAGCAGGAAACCGAAGUUCUUGGCGCAGACUGCAGCUCACAUAUCUGGAGCUGCUUUCUACUACCAGCAGUCUGAUGUCCCAGACCAACCAUGGGCUGGAAAAAAAAUGUUUGGCGUGUGCGUACAUCCCAGGUUCGGGGGCUGGUUCGCCAUCAGAGCUCUGUUGGUGUUUGGAGAUGUGACGGUGGGAUCUGAGCUGGUGCAGUCUCUUCCUCCUGACUGUGUGCCUUCCAGAGAAGCCAGGAUACAGCUGCUGGAGGCCUUCAACUUUCACUGGCAGGACUGGAGCUACCGAGACAUCGUCCCUCCGGUCCAGACCUACUCUCAGAAACAGAAGGACUACUUCUUCACUCCCCCUGCUCAGCGUUUUGCUCUGCUUAAGACGUGGGGCUUUGUGCAGAGUGAAGACGAUCGACCUGAUCCCUCCUCCGAUGCACAGAGUCAGGUGAACGGACAUGGAUGAAAACAAAGACCAGCUGAACUGUGGACGUGGCAUCUUGUGGGAUGUUUUAGUCCAUUGUUUUAACUGAAUCCUUGUUGACCAGCUGCAUAUCAAGACUUCAGCUUCCAUGUUGAUUUAAGGCCGUCUGGUUUUGGGUGACGGAUAAUCAUAGCUAAUAAGCUAAUAAGGGAUACUUGAAUAUUUGUGUUCAGCUCUGUAUGGCUGUUAUUUUAUCACAUUACUUUAAAAAGCCCAUAUUAUAUAAAUUUACAGGUUAAUAUUUAUAUCAGGGGUCUACAAGAGUAAGUUUACAUGCUUUAAUGUUCAAAAAACACAGUGUGUUCUUCUGAUACUAUACAUUUCUGCAGCGACUCCUCUCACCUUCUGUCUGAAACACUCUGUUUAAGCUUCUGUCUCUUAAAGACCCAGUCUCCUGUGAUUGAUCAACUGGCUCAAUGAAAGUAAAACAAUGUUGGUUACAUAUCAUAACUCCAGAUCUUUAAGUAUAGAGAUUUAUCCCUUGCAGAAGGAGGUAGGCCGGCGUAAUGCAAAUGUGUUACAUGAUGACAUAAAAAAGUCACAGAAGAAAACCCUGGACUUCAAAUGAGGCGUUUCAGGGUGGUGAGGAGAAAAGUUUUCUAUGGGAAAGAAUAACUCCAUUUGGUGUUAACUUUGGCCGUUAGUAAGUUUGCAGUACUGUUAUAUGCCCCCAAAAAGCUAUAUAUAAAAACUAAAGGAAAGAGAAAACUCCAAAAAGCAUAUUAAGGGCUCUUUAAAAUACCAUGUUAUAAUAAGCAGCUCCCUCAUAGCUGUGGUCCUAAAAGCACAGUUAAAUGCAGCUUCUGUUUCAGUACAAAACACCCGUCAUGUUUGUUGUGUGUUUGACAGCAGCAGUACCUCUCCUGCUGCUGUUGUAUAACGGAUGAUAAAUAAUGUUGAGUGGAUGUUUGCUGAAAGUAGCUCAGCAAAGCAGGAUUCAAUGUCUGCCAUAUUUUGAAGAGGAAUGCACUUUAUAUGCUUGUUUGAUGGAUCCCAUCGGAACUUCAGAAUGGUAUAGUUGAAAGUAGCAAUGGGAACUUUUAUUUCAAAGUUUAGAUGAAUCAUAUAUUAACACAUGGGGGUUCAAGAAGCUUUGUGUCACUCGCCUGUUUAAAUCUGCAAAAACACUCUCUUUUUUGUAAAACCCUUUUUCUACAUUGUUUGAUUUAACAGUGAGGCCUUAACAGUUAAGAAUGAAUGGCCAUGUGCUGUGGAAAACUGGAUGAGCCGUAGUAAAAGCAAUCAAGGUACAACUGUAUUUGUCUUUUGUAUUUUAUCAAAGUAUCAUAAUAAAGAGAAAUUCUCAGUGAAUAUUUCAGCUUAAAGGUUAAAGCUCAUCUGACCAAGAUACCAACAAGACAAUACAAGUUAUUGUACCAUUUGUCCUUCAAACAUUACAGCCUCAGCUUUCUCAUGAAGAUAACAGGAGCUUCUCAGUCAAGGAAUGUAAAUACUACAGAGUGCAGUCAAAACCAGACAAUAGCUGGACCAAGGUUAUUGCUGUUAUAUGAUAAAUUCACUACAAGGAAAAAUAGAGAAUGAAAUUUUACUACAAAACCAUGUACGUUUUGGUUUAAACUGACCAUGAUUUGAGAUGUUUUCCUCCACAGCGAUACAAAGGAGGUGCAUUGGAUAGAAAAUAUUGAAAACUUACAAUAAAAACAUCAAUAUUUCUUCACCGAAACAAUGUUCCUCUUCCAAGGGCAUGCUCUUUUGAUUAUCCUGAGUAAUGUUGACUAUUUUUUAUGAGUAUCUUCAGAGUUUAGGGUUAAACAAUUACAGUUUAUUCCACAUCCAUUGCAGAAAUUAGAAUUUUAACAAUCAAACAGCUGGGAAAUUGUUUAGAAUUGCUACAGUGAGCACUGUGACACUAAUUGGGAAAUAAAUCCUUCCAUUCA